AAGCUAGGAAAGAAACCCGGCCGCCGCCUUCCGAAACCCUUUAAUAGCAGACGCCCGUGCAACAAUCGCCGGUAGCGAUAAUCAUGGUUCGUAUCAGCGUUCUCAAUGAUACUCUGAAGGCUAUGUACAACGCCGAAAAGCGUGGAAAGCGCCAGGUUCUUGUGCGCCCCGUUUCCAAAGUCGUGAUCAAGUUCCUUCAGGUCAUGCAGAAGCACGGCUACAUCAACGAGUUCGAAUACAUCGAUGAUCAUAGAUCUGGCAAGAUCGUUGUAGAGCUUAACGGGCGUAUCAACAAGUGUGGUGUCAUAAGCCCCCGAUAUGAUCUUUCGCACACUGAUGUCGAAGACUGGGUCGGCCGCCUGCUUCCUUCUCGUCUGUUCGGUGUUAUCGUACUUACAACUGCUAACGGAAUUCUUGACCACGAAGAAGCUCGGCGCAAAAAGGUCGGCGGGAAAGUUCUCGGUUUCUUUUAUUAAUGUUUUUGACACGCUUCUUGAGCGCGCAAACAUAGUCGUCAGGGAAAAGAACUCAGGUCUCGAGGGUUGCUGAACGUUAUCUAGUUACGCGACCAGCGCGCGUGUAUGCGCGUGGUCUGUAGAACGAAUGAUGUCUUGCAACCGUACGACUGCCGCGAGUCGCGGAAAGCUCGAUUACAUAACAUUCUUCAAGUUUUUUUUAAAUUUAUUAAAAAGUGUGUCUAUU
This is a messenger RNA of Micromonas commoda, 702 nucleotides long. RefSeq lists its product with no specific name. The record is from RefSeq and is a predicted model, not a curated record. The coding region runs from base 84 to 476 and encodes 130 amino acids. The transcript has 6 exons. Gene Ontology annotation, cellular component: cytosolic small ribosomal subunit; ribosome. NCBI's taxonomy places the organism in Eukaryota, Viridiplantae, Chlorophyta, Mamiellophyceae, Mamiellales, Mamiellaceae. Gene Ontology annotation, biological process: translation. Gene Ontology annotation, molecular function: structural constituent of ribosome.